AACCGGUACCAGUACCAGCAAGAGAUCUGCCCUUACAAGAUCGGCAAUCGAGCAAUUUUUCGAUUUCCCGCUGAAUGCUGAUGGGGAUUUCAGAGUGGGGACUUCAAUCACUGUAUAGUAACCUCAUCGAUCGUUGAUACUCGAACGCAUUAGGUCAACAUCGAUCAAGGAAACCAUGCUGAAAGGGUUUGUGUAUGCGCUGGUGUUAUUAUCAUCAUCGAUUCAGAGAGCGGCUGGACAAACCAAUGUGACCUCAACCUCGGGUGCGGUCGGGAAUUGUCUCUGCGAAGGUCGUGGUGAUCUGAUCGGCGAUUAUGUCAUCCAAGUAGACCGAUUGCCAAACACGUUUAGCUUUCUAGUAGACGAAGACUUACAGGGGAACCCUUCCUGUGGAAGCAUUCAAGAACGGUAUGCUACCUCUACAGAAUGCGACGAGGUGCUGUGGGCCACGGAAUUUUGCUGUACCGGUGGACCACGCCAAGACCAGUGCGCACAGCAAGUGAGAAGUCAAAUUCUUGGUGGAUACGAUAAAAUCACCAUUCCGAGCACUUCCUUAAUCACUGAUCCAGUCAAGGUUACCGUAGAGAUGACAUAUCAUACCAUUACCGACAUUAGCGAGACAAGGGGCAUCAUACAAAUCUUUGUUUCCCUCACAUUGAAAUGGAACGAUCCCCGAUUGAGUUGGGACUUUGACCCUGAUGGAGCUUGUACCAGUCUUCCAGUCAAUGUCCGUGCACAAAUGCAGCAAGGUCUCAAGGACAGUGAAAUAUGGGUUCCCGAAUUCGACCUCUACAAUCAGAUCAAGGGCGUGGCUGGUAUGACGGGACCACUGGCUGCGAUUGAACGAGACGGCACAGUUACUUGGGCCAGAAUUGGUAGUCUCCAGGCAAUCUGCCAAAUGGCGAAUUUGGGCCAAAUCCCCUAUGAUUCUCUCGAGUGUCAGCUGUUGAUGGGAUCGAGGAGUAUUGGCGUCGAUUAUGAACUUGCUCCCUCGGGGGGACUCGUGACAAGCGGCUACGAUGGGCCCUACAAUGGAUACCGGGUUGUCAAGUUGGAACCAGGUGUAUUCAUUGGUGCAAACAAUGAUACAGUCCUGUUUUACAACUUUGAGAUCAGCCGAGGCACCAGCUACUACGUGCAAAAUGUGAUUGUUCCUAUCAUUAUCUUCUCCUAUUGCAGUAUCCUUACCAUGGUCGUGGGGGUCGGUGCUUUCCAGACGCUUGCGCUCAACUUCACCCUCUUGCUUGUAUCAGUGACACAAAAAGUUGCUGUUUCCCGACUGCUACCCAUCACCAAUGAGGCGUUGUGGAUUGUUGACUUUGUUUUCGGCAGCUUCUACUUCAUUGUGAUUACGUUGAUUGAAACCUUUUUCAAGUUCAUCAUCCUGGAAAUACGAAAAACUCGCCAAGCAGCACGGGAACAGUUGUCAGAAGAAAAUCCUCAGGCAGAGGAGAGCCCGAAAUCAAUCUUGCCAGAAUUCUUUUUCACGUUCUCAAUGCGGCGCAUGGACGUGAUCUGCUGCUGGGCAAGCUUCUUGGCGUACACAAUCUAUGUCAUUGUCUUCUUCGCCGCCCGGGAUUCUUGGGGGAAUGAUGUCACAGUCGUCCAUGUGUUAAACAAUACAGAUCAGGAGCUUUAGCCUGUGCCCAAAUCAAAAUGUCUGGCAGCUUGAGUGAUCCCUGUUCAGACCGAGUGGAUUCUUGAAUGCGUGGUACCGCGAGCUGCUGCAACGGUGGAAAUGAAAAUAUGGAGGAAUCUCCCACGACAAUGGAUCUGUGUAUACGACGGAUGUACUGAGUGUUCGAUACUUUGUUUGUACUUUCAAAUGUGAAACCAGAUAUAGAGAAAGGCGUCAAUCUCUCCCCACAUCUUCACUCUCAUCGUGCAUGUCCAACAUACUUUCUUCCA
This is a messenger RNA of Seminavis robusta, 1908 nucleotides long. The record is from the annotation of a GenBank genome assembly. Lineage: Eukaryota; Bacillariophyta; Bacillariophyceae; Naviculales; Naviculaceae.